Messenger RNA from Solanum verrucosum, 402 nucleotides. RefSeq names its product kirola-like. The transcript is spliced from 2 exons. Gene Ontology annotation, biological process: defense response. NCBI's taxonomy places the organism in Eukaryota, Viridiplantae, Streptophyta, Magnoliopsida, Solanales, Solanaceae. Bases 1 to 402 code for a protein of 133 amino acids. The record is from RefSeq and is a predicted model, not a curated record.
AUGGGUCUAAAAUCUGUGUUGUGUGCCAAAAUAGAAAUGAAGGCUAACAAGGAUGUGUUUCAUGAUGUCUUUACAAAUAAACCACACCAUAUGUCUACUAUGUGCCCUUUGCAUGUACAAGGUUUUGAACUUCUUGAUGGUGUCAUUGGAACAGUUGGGCCCAAAAUUUGUUGGAUGUAUACCUUUGAAGGGAAAAAGAAGAUCUCCAAGCAGAUAAUUGACACUAUAGAUCAUGAAAAAAAGGUGGUCAUAUUCAAAGAAUUUGAAGGUGAUGUAGUGGAUACAUAUGAUAAUUAUAAGGCAACUCUUCAUAUCGAAACAAAAGGCAAAAUCAAUUUAGUAAGCUGGACAAUAGAGUAUGAAAGGCCAAAUGAGAAUGUCUCUGAAUCAUUGUUGGUAUGA